Molecule: messenger RNA, 3551 nt
Organism: Pocillopora verrucosa
Lineage: Eukaryota; Metazoa; Cnidaria; Anthozoa; Scleractinia; Pocilloporidae
Product: organic cation transporter protein
Biological process (GO): transmembrane transport; response to oxidative stress
Cellular component (GO): membrane; nucleus
Molecular function (GO): transmembrane transporter activity
Source: RefSeq, a predicted model, not a curated record
AAACAUGGCUGGUCCUUCUCCAGUUGAUAGCUUCUACGCGACUUUUCCGAGACUUAAAUCUGUUCUUUAUCGGAGUACGUCGAUAUUAGCUUUCAUUCUUUUCUUCCUCACAUAUCAAAUGGCCAUUUUGGAAUUCUUAAUCGACGAACAAGAGAAGGGUGUCUGUAUUUCAGCAAAGAACUGUCUGGUAUAUACAAGCGUUGAUGUUCAGCCGCUGAACAAUUCGAGUCUACCGACAAACUCUACCGAGACUAGUACUGACCCUGUGGAGAAAGUUGUACUUAUCCUAGUUACAACACAUACAGUCUGCAUGUUGUUGGGAACUUUGAUCCUAGGACUUGCAGCAGAUGCCAGUGGCAGACUGAAGACUCUCCUUGCUUCUGUUUUUGUGAUUUUUAUAGCAGGGAUAGCAAGUUCUCUUGCUUUUCAUUUUCUUUGGAUAUUUAUUUUCCUGCGAGGUGUGAUUGGAUUUGCAGCAGCUGGCGCCAUUCAAAUCACGUUGAUUCUGGUGGCUGAAUACGUCAGUUCGACUCAUCGACCAACCUUACUGUCAUUUUUUUGGAUUACCACAACUCUGGCCUACAUGUCAGCAGCUGGGCUCGCCUAUGCGCUGCAAAAUAUCCAAAUGUUCAUUCUUGGAAUGACGCUUCCAUUACUACUGACCGUUCUGCUGUGGAAGUUCGCUCCGGAGUCUCCCCGUUGGUUUCUACUCAAUUCCUCCUCCGAUGAAGAAAUAAACGAGGCGCAUGUGCUGUUGGAGCGAGCAGUUGACGAACGUCAAAGGAAAACCUCAAAAUUUAGAGACUGUUUAUCGAUGUGGAGAAAAUUUUAUACCCCACCAAACGUGGAGUCGAACAACCGAUGCUUUGCUUUUCUACGACGCAAGGAUCCUCGAAGAAAAACAAUUGUGUUGGCGUUUGCAUGGUUUUCCUUGGGAAUAUUGUACCGUGGACUGAACAUAAGUUCUAUACAGCUUCUUCCGAAUUUCUAUGCGAACUAUGCAGUGCGAGAAAUUGUCCACCUGCUUGGAGUUGCUUUAUUCUUCUUUAUGGUCACAAGGAUCGGUCGACGUGCAUGCACGGUUCUUUCCAUGAUGUUCGCCGGUGUUUUCUGUUUGCUGUUCUCUCUCGCUUCUCGUGAAUUUUUGAAAGCAGAGCGUCAUGCAGUCACGUUAGUGAUUCAGUUAACAGGCCGUGUAUGUAUGAUGGCUUCCCAGGCUUCGCUCAAUUUAUAUUCCAUUGAAUUGUUCCCGACAGUAGGCAGAUGCUCGGCCGUUUGCUUGGUAUUUAGUUUUGCCUACUUGGGCGAAGCGCUGGCUCCUCUGAUCAUGAAGCUCCAAUUGCAGACUCAAGCCGUAGUGCCGCUCGGUGUGAUGGGACUCCUCUCUCUGACAACUGGUUUUUUAUGUCAAUUUUUUCUUCCAAAAACCAAAGGCAGGGAAAUUGAGACCUUUGAAGAUAGCACGGAAAUUGAUGGUUUAAAAGAGAGGAGUCCAAAAUUUUAUCGAAGAAGAACGACGAAUCGAAGAUCACAGCAAGUUGAAAUGACGGAAAGUACUGAAAACACAGUCAAUGAUGCGAGAUGCGACGAAGACGCGAAACUUCGUCAAAGUUGGGAGGUAUCGUUUGAUCGCGUGUCUCAAACCUCACAUUGGGAGAUGCUGAGUUACGAAGACGCAAAAAGGAAGACUCUAAGCAUCUCUACACAUCAAAGCUUUGCAGAAGAAUCCCAUAUACUGUCUGAGGAAGACAUCGACAAGCUGGCCCUUUAUCUCCAAUCAACAACGUGGAUCUUGGCCUACAGCACAUUUCAACAUGGUAUGAGUCUUAAUACAUUAUAUCACCGGGUCAGAGAAGUUGAAACUCCUGUUCUUCUGGUGGUCGAAGAUAGCAAUGGAUUUGUGUUUGGUGUGUUUUCUCCAGUGGCACCCAGGAUUGGUCCUGACAAAUUCUUUGGCGUUGGGAAAUCAUUUUUAUUCACUUGUAAACCGAAAUACGAGAUCUAUCCAUGCAGUGGAAAGAACAAUUAUUACAUGACAGGAGACAACACAAACCUUGCAUUUGGAUGUAGCGAGGGGAAAUUUGGCUUGUGGCUGGACAGUGAACUUUACCAUGGUAGAAGCACUGCGUGUGAUACUUACAACAGUGAAAUGCUAUCCGCGACAGAGGACUUCAUUUGUAUCGGAGUGGAAGUCUGGGCAUUUGGUUAGGUAUGGUGUGACCAACGCGCCUGCCUCGCCACCGUGUCACGCACAUCGACCGUUUUAGCUACCAUCUCAUCAGAAAUAUAACAAUCACAAUCCCUACACAUCAGAGAGAUACCUUUGGAUGGAUCUUUGAAUCGAUUUGAUCACGCUUUAACAAAAACCAUUUAUUGACCUGCACAACAAAUGGAAAGAAUGUCAGUUUACUUAUAUACGUGUGUUUUCUAAUUAACUACGAAAUAACGCCAAAUGGUAAAGCCAUGAAGCAACUGUCAUUCAAUUAUAUAGAUGAAGAAAUUAGUCAAUAAAAAAUGUUAUUAUCGCGAUUUAUAUCAUGUAAAAAUGACCAGAAAAUCCUCAAGAAAUAUUCAAUAAUUAUUCUCAAUUAGAUUUAAGCUCACGGAGAUUUCCUUUUUAAGAGUUCGAUUGAUUCCGCGCGCGCAAAUUGAUAAGCUAAGUAUGUAACGUAGCCUGCGGACUAGCUCGUCUCUCGGAGAGAUGCUCCGAAGAUGCUCGGAACAUGCUCGUGCAAUGGCGCCAAUGAGAGCCUGGUCGUAGACUAUUUGUUAACGGUCUGCAGAAUAUAUAUAUCUGAAUGAACCGAUAAUUCUCUUCGUUUCGGUUCCACUUUUAGGGUUAACCCUUUAACUCCCAUGAAUGACCAAGACAGAUUAUAAGUUGAUCCAGUACCAAAUUCUCCAAACUAACAUCACAAGAACUGUAUGGCAGACAGUAAGGAGAAUUACUAGUGAGAUCUUGAAAGUUAUAGGGUUAAGUCCUCUUUAUAACGUGUAGCACGCGUGUAGUAGCAGUAUUUUUGCAGAAAUGCGGUACAAACGUGAUGAAAUACAAAUUAUACAGAUGUUACAUAAUUUAAAGUAUCAAAAUAAAUCGUUUAUCAAUUAAUUUUAAUAUCAGAGAGAUUUGAAAUAAAUGAGAAAAUACAUCUAUCAUGAAAAAAAAUUGUAAAUAGUUUGUCAUUAUUGUGAGUAAGAUUUAUGAUGAUCUAAAGAAUUACACAGUUGAACAUUCUCAGAUUAUUACAGACGAGCUGAUUCUUUGGCAAUAAACCAACAACCAUAGAAUAGGAAGAAUGCUUAAUUAAUGCAAAUAUGAUUAAUUCCUUUCCAAGGCAAUGUAAAACUCUGUGAAAUACUUAUUUUGUAUUUAAUGACGUUACAAAAGCAAAGGAAGUUUAUAUAAAAAAAAGUGUAUGCUUUUUAACAUUCAAAUUAUAAAAAAGUGCAUUUCUUUAGUAAACAGGUAAUGAGGAGAAAAAAAACAAAAACUAACUGCUUCUUGAGGAGUAUUGUCGCCUACCACGGAGCACUAUUUUCUUGAUGCAAUA